CCAUGCGCACUGAGCGUUGAGUGGACAGCCCACCUUCUGGGUGUUCGGACGUUUCACAGACGCCAGCAGCGAUGCGGACGCCUCUCCCAGUAUUCUCGCUCUUGUUAGUUUCGUUCUUUUAUGAAUGCACAGUUUGCCCGAGGAUCUGCCGAUGUUCCUCCGAGACGAUAAGAUGCAAGCUUACAGCAGAGGCGGGAAAGGACCAGCGGAACAAAAGACUGUUUCUUUAUCACCUUUCUUUUAAAACUAUAUCAAGCCAUUCUUUUGAGGAUUUGAGAGGAGUUCAGAGGAUUGCGAUUGCUCAAAGUGUAACCCUGGAAACCAUUGAAGCGUUAGCGUUCAGCAAUCUUCUCAACCUUUCUGAGAUUUCAAUUCAAAAUGCAAGGAGUCUGAUGCACAUUGACAGAAGAGCCUUCAACAACCUACCAAAUCUUCGCCUCUUGAGCAUCUUAAACACUGGAAUAACCCUCUUCCCUGAUGUUACAUCAAUCACUUCUUUCAAAUCAGACUUUAUUCUGGAAAUAUGCGACAACAUUCAUCUGCUUGAAGUGCCUCCAAAUGCUUUCACUGGAAUGACUGAGGGUUAUGCUACAUUGAAUCUCUACAACAACGGUAUCAGAGGAAUACACAAUCAUGCCUUCAAUGGGACAAAGAUAGAUAAGCUGGUGCUGAAGAAUAAUCGAAACCUUGAAAUAAUCCACAGAGAUGCUUUCCAAGGAGCCACUGGUCCGGAGGUCUUGGAUGUUUCUGCAACAGCUCUCAGAAGGUUACCUGCUCAUGGACUGGAGUCGGUUCUGGUGUUGUUCGCUCAGUCAGCGUACGAUUUGAAAAGGUUGCCUCCUCUGAAGGGAAUGGGCAGCCUCCGAGAGGCCCAUCUCACCUACAAUAGCCACUGUUGUGCCCUUCUGAGCUGGAGCCCUCACAGGGACUUCUCAACUAAAGCUCCAUGGGAUAAUUUUUCUACAUCUUGUAAAGAAGGGAAUCCAUCAGCAAGAUUUCAGAGGGUUAUUGGAGGCACAGGUGACACACCUCCGCUAGGGGGUUGGUCGUUUUAUUCUGACUCUGACCUGCAAGACACCGCCUUCCAAGAUGUGGAUGAUCUCUAUUCUCAGCUGGUGGACUUCUGCCGCUCAAUCAUCUGCACCCCUGAAGAGGACGCCUUCAAUCCCUGCGAGGACCUUGCUGGGUUCAGUUUUCUCAGAGUUGCUAUUUGGUUCAUCAACAUACUUGCUAUCACAGGCAACCUGAUGGUGCUGCUGGUUUUCUUUAGCAGCCGAAACAAGCUAACCGUGCCUCGCUUCCUCAUGUGCCACCUGGCCUUUGCUGACCUCUGCAUCGGUGUCUAUCUUCUGGUGAUCGCUACGGUAGACCUGAGGACUCGUGGUCAUUACAGUCAACACGCCAUCGAGUGGCAAACCGGACCUGGCUGUAAUGCUGCAGGCUUCCUGUCUGUGUUUGGCGGCGAGCUGUCAGUUUACACGCUGUCCACCAUCACCUUGGAGCGCUGGCACACCAUCACCAACGCUCUGCAUGUAAAGCGCCAUCUGGUCCUGACAAAGGCUGCAGGUAUAAUGGCAGCGGGUUGGUUUCUGUGUCUGGGGAUGGGGAUGCUACCCCUGGUUGGCGUCAGCAGCUACACCAAAGUCAGCAUGUGCUUACCCAUGGACAUAGAGACCCCUCUAGCGCAGACUUUCAUCAUCAUCAUCCUGCUCCUCAAUGUGGGGGCCUUCAUCGUCGUGUGCGUUUGCUAUGUGCUUAUUUACUUGGCUGUGAAGAACCCAGAGGUCCCUGAGAGAAGCGCGGACACCAGGAUAGCAAAACGAAUGGCUGUGCUCAUCUUCACCGACUUCCUCUGCAUGGCGCCCAUCUCCUUCUUUGCUAUUUCUGCUGCCUUUAAGUUUCCUCUCAUUACUGUCACCAACUCCAAGAUUCUGUUGGUCCUCUUCUUCCCCAUCAACUCAUGCGCCAACCCCUUCCUGUAUGCUAUUUUCACAAAGGCCUUCAGAAAGGACGCCUAUCAGCUCAUGAACGCAAUGGGAUGCCGUAAAAGCAAGGCCAACAUUUAUCAUUUGAAGGCCUGCUGCUCCGAAAAUGCAGUGAAUAGCAACUUGAGAUCCAACAAUAAAGACGCACAUACUGGAGUGAACAUGGCUCCCGUAUCACAACAGGAUCUGCAACGUAAGGAUGAGCAGGAGAUAACCUGAAGACAGAAAGGGACAAAAAUAUCUGGACAUGAAGGACCUCUGGAGGUUAGGGAAUGUUUUGAUUUUAAUGGGAUUCCUUUCUUGUUGUCAUAACUCUGUAUAUGACGCUCCACUGUUAAAUACUUACUAUUUUUAUAGGUUACUAUCUAAAACAUCAAUGUAAUCCUCUGACAUAUGAUGGAUUUCUUCUCUGUCAGAUCAAAAACCAUGCAAGUCUACAAUGAAAUACCAGCAAUUCAUUAUUCAUGAACCUUCUCGUUUAUCAGAUCUACAAUGCCUUGCAAAGGUAUUUAAAUCCCUCAGAGAUUUGUUAAAUUUGUCAUGGUUAGACUUAAAACUCGACUUAAAACAGCAUUAUCAGGAUUGUAUCUGAUAAAUGAACACAAAGAAGUAAAAAUCUUGGUUUUAUAGUUUUAGAAGUAAAAAUCUGAAAAGUAUAGCUUGCAUUUGUUUUCAGUCCCCCUUUACUUUCAUAUUGCUAAAUAAAAUCCAGUGCACUGAGAAGUCAGCUAAGUAACAGAGUCCAGUAUCGUCGAAUUUAAUGUCAGAGUAAAGAUGCCUGUUGUGUGAAGGCUUCAGAUAUUUGUUUCAGAAAACUAAAAGAAAACUGACAGAGCUGGGGUAAGACUGGAGGAGCUGCAUCAAUCCACAAUAACAGCUGUCCACAGAAAAUGGGGGAUUCAUAUGAGGAGGAAGGUGCUCUGAUGACAUGAGUCCAAAACUGAUCUUACUGAGAUACAAGGUGGUGGCAGCAGCAUGCUGUGGGGACAAAGUUAGGUGGUAAUUAGUUACAUUUACUUGAGUAACCUAUCGAAAAAAAAAAAAACUUUUCCAAGUACUACUUUGUACUAUUACUUGACUUUUAUUAUGAAGUACUGCUACUCCUGAGUAAAAUUUCUGGAUACUGUACCAGUAAUCUCACUUUUUGUUUAAAUCAAAAAUUCUCCAGACACUGACACACAUCUGCAGUGUCUGUUAAAGUUUUAUAUAGAAAGAAACUGAUUUGGAAAAAUGUUUAUUUUGCCUGAUUUUUGUUAUUUUGUAUG
This is a messenger RNA of Gambusia affinis (western mosquitofish), 3250 nucleotides long. RefSeq names its product luteinizing hormone/choriogonadotropin receptor (gene lhcgr). NCBI's taxonomy places the organism in Eukaryota, Metazoa, Chordata, Actinopteri, Cyprinodontiformes, Poeciliidae. Gene Ontology annotation, molecular function: luteinizing hormone receptor activity; thyroid-stimulating hormone receptor activity. Gene Ontology annotation, biological process: phospholipase C-activating G protein-coupled receptor signaling pathway; ovarian follicle development; luteinizing hormone signaling pathway. Gene Ontology annotation, cellular component: membrane. The record is from RefSeq and is a predicted model, not a curated record.